AUGAGUGGAAUCGCGAACGCAUGCCUGUCCUGCCUCUCCACCGUUGACCGCUGGUGUCAUAUCACGGCGUGUCUCGGUCCCAUCGGUGGUCGCGCAAGGGACAGGAUCUAUGAAACAACGUUAGCCGACAAUGAACGGGAAGCGGUGUCCGACCUGCUCGGUUAUCUCGAAAAUAGAAAUGAGACCGAUUUCUUCUCCGGCGAACCACUCCGGGCGUUAAGCACUUUAGUAUAUUCUGACAAUGUCGACCUGCAACGAAGCGCGAGCUUGACAUUCGCCGAGAUUACAGAGCGAGAUGUCCGUGAGGUUGAUCGUGAUACCCUGGAACCGAUCUUAUUCCUGCUCCAAAGCUCCGACAUUGAAGUACAGCGUGCUGCGAGCGCUGCUCUGGGAAAUCUCGCGGUGAACGCGGACAACAAGGUCUUGAUUGUCAGUCUAGGAGGGCUGGCCCCUCUGAUAAAACAGAUGAUGUCGCCGAACGUCGAGGUCCAAUGCAAUGCGGUCGGCUGUAUUACAAACCUAGCUACGCAUGAGGAGAACAAGGCCAAGAUUGCCCGGUCGGGAGCUCUGGGUCCUCUGAUUCGCUUGGCGAAAUCCAAGGAUAUGCGUGUCCAGCGGAACGCAACUGGCGCCCUGCUCAACAUGACGCAUUCAGACGAUAACCGACAACAACUUGUCAACGCCGGUGCGAUCCCCGUGUUGGUUCAACUCCUCUCCUCCUCCGAUGUCGACGUACAGUACUACUGCACAACCGCGCUCAGCAACAUCGCCGUGGAUUCGUCGAACCGGAAGCGACUCGCCCAAACUGAGUCCCGACUGGUUCAAUCGCUCGUCCAUCUCAUGGACUCGUCUACUCCCAAGGUACAGUGUCAGGCUGCCCUGGCGCUUCGUAACCUCGCUUCGGAUGAGAAAUACCAGCUGGAGAUCGUGCGAGCGAAAGGACUCCCACCACUUCUGCGCCUCUUGCAAUCCUCGUAUCUCCCCCUCAUUCUCUCCGCAGUCGCUUGCAUUCGGAACAUUUCCAUCCACCCUCUCAACGAAUCCCCGAUCAUCGAUGCGGGCUUCCUCAAGCCCCUCGUGGAUCUCCUCGGCUCGACGGACAACGAAGAGAUCCAAUGCCAUGCCAUCUCGACCCUCCGGAAUCUCGCAGCAAGCUCGGACCGCAACAAGGAGCUCGUCCUCCAAGCGGGUGCGGUCCAAAAGUGCAAGGAUCUCGUACUGCAGGUGCCUCUGAGUGUCCAGUCGGAGAUGACGGCUGCAAUCGCUGUGCUGGCUCUCAGCGAUGAGCUGAAGCCUCAUCUGCUGAACCUGGGCGUCUUCGACGUGCUGAUCCCUCUGACCCAGUCGGAGAGUAUCGAGGUGCAAGGAAACAGUGCUGCGGCCCUGGGUAACCUGUCUUCCAAAGUUGGCGAUUAUUCCAUCUUCGUCCGUGACUGGGCUGAUCCCAACGGAGGCAUCCACGGUUAUCUGAGCCGUUUUCUCGCAAGUGGCGACCCCACCUUCCAACAUAUUGCCAUCUGGACUCUUCUUCAGCUGCUCGAGUCUGAGGACCAGACAUUGAUCGGGUACAUUGCCAAGUCGGACGACGUGGUCCAGAUGGUCAAGGCAAUUUCUGACAAGAACAUUGACUCCGACGAGGAGGACGCCGAGGAUGGUGAGGGCGAGGUUAUUGCGCUGGCACGGCGAUGCCUCGAAUUCCUUGGGAGUGGUCCUCGACCGACACUUGUAGAAGGCUAA
Molecule: messenger RNA, 1737 nt
Organism: Aspergillus terreus NIH2624
Lineage: Eukaryota; Fungi; Ascomycota; Eurotiomycetes; Eurotiales; Aspergillaceae
Gene: vac8
Product: protein anchor VAC8
Exons: 6
Coding region: 1-1737 (578 amino acids)
Biological process (GO): nucleus-vacuole junction assembly; vacuole inheritance
Cellular component (GO): fungal-type vacuole membrane
Molecular function (GO): protein binding; protein-membrane adaptor activity
Source: RefSeq, a predicted model, not a curated record